AUGGAAGCCAGGCAUUUGAUGAGGGUGAGACACGAAAUUAUUAAUCGAAUCAAACCAUGUUGGCAACGGCAGAAACGAGAAGAAAUGAUGAAUGAAAUUCGUCAAUAUAACGAAAGAUUACACGACAUGGCACCUGCAUACGGCUAUACAGUGGUCACAACGGACAUAAAAGACGAAGACUUAAAAAGUGACGGUGUACAUUUAAACGACACUAGUGUACUAAAAUUAGUUCAAACAAUAAAAGAAACAUUCGAUCGCUAUUCAAGGGUUGACACCACGAAUAAGACUCCUUCUCAGGAAUAUAAAGGAAGAUUUCCUUCGAAUAAUGAGCUACGGCUUUGCCAGACGGCAUUAGACAGAUGGUAG
This is a messenger RNA of Didymodactylos carnosus, 366 nucleotides long. NCBI's taxonomy places the organism in Eukaryota, Metazoa, Rotifera, Eurotatoria, Philodinida, Philodinidae. The record is from the annotation of a GenBank genome assembly.